This is a messenger RNA of Gossypium raimondii (Peruvian cotton), 1249 nucleotides long. RefSeq names its product ferritin-like catalase Nec2. The transcript has 3 exons. Lineage: Eukaryota; Viridiplantae; Streptophyta; Magnoliopsida; Malvales; Malvaceae. Bases 51 to 986 code for a protein of 311 amino acids. The record is from RefSeq and is a predicted model, not a curated record.
AUAAUCAUCACAAGUAUAACCAAGUUGGAUUAAGUAUAAUUCAAACAAAAAUGGCUAGCCGAUCAUGUUUGUAUGUUGUUCUUCUACUUCUAGCAUUUCAAUCCACCGUGAUUAAGGCUACUGUUCCUGUUGUUCCACCUCAGUGCCGACCCGUACCGGCUGGCACCUUAGCACGGAUUGAAUUCCUUGCUAACCUUGUCAUAGGAGUAGCAGAAUUUUUUCUGCGUUCUUCGAAUGGUACUGGAAUCGAGGAUAUAGCACCAGGUCUGGUUCAAGGUCCCGUUCCCAUCGGAGCCACCCUUGCCACUCUCGAUAACGCUACCCGUGCCGCUGUUCGGCAAUUUGGCUUAGCUCUGGUCGGGAAUCUCAGGGCGAUUGUGAAUGUUACAUCGCUCCGUGCUCCGCUCCCAAGGCCACAGUUGAAUUUUACCGCUGGAGUUUUUGCCAAUAUUCUUAAUCUCUCUGCUUUGACUCCUCCAUUCAAUGUUUACGGAGGCCAAACCCAAUUUUUUCUGGUCGCCGAACCCCUUACUUCUUCUCUUAUACAAUACUAUUUGGCUCAAGUUAUCCCUUCGAUUGCCGGCAUUCCUCAACAGCAGCUGGUAACUGGAAUCGGACUCAAUGCCGCAGCACAACAUGGGUAUUUCCGAACACGACUCAACGCCAUAGUCAAUAUAACGGUGCCACCUUAUACGAUAACAGUAGCUAGUUUCACCAACACUACUGCAACAGCAGUUAACCUACUGGGAUUGUGCGGUGUGAAAAACGAAGGUUUGAUUGUGCCACUACCACUCGGAGCCGAGAACCGAACUACCACCAACGUCAUACCGGGUGAUGUCAAUUCCCUAUCACCCCGACGUACUGAGAGGGAGACGUUGAGGAUCUUACAUGGAACUGGCAACGCCACCAGGCCCGGUGGAAUUUUCCCAAGUGGUCCCAAUGGGACACUUUAUCGACUAGUAAUUGUUCCCUUACGACUAUCCUAAGAGCUUUGGAGCAUUAGCCAUCACAACAACAUCCCAUGAAAGCUAGCUUAGAGUUUGGAAAUAAGACCAUGCAUGGUAUAAAAAAAACCAUGCACUAGAUAGAAAGAUAUAUGCUAGUUCGAACUUCGAACAAUAUUCAAUAACACAGCUUUGGGAUUAUGUUGUAAGCCUUCCUCCUAUGGUGGUUGAGCAAGAAUUAUGAUAUUAAUAUGCAAUAUUAUAAGUUAUUAAAAAGAAUUAAUCUAUUAAUAUUUUUAAUCGAA